ACUCUCCGAGGAUUAAAGUUUGUCUUCUUUGCCCCAUCUUCCUCCCCACCUUCCUACAACUUGCAAGUCUCUUACAGUAAGAACCUUAUAUAAACUCAUCCCUUACAACAUUUUCCCAAGGAAAAUUGCUGAGAUUAUUUCCAUUUAAUCUACUUUGUAAGAGAAGUGAUGGAAUUUAGUGGUCUGCUGAAUACUUCACUGGAUCUUAAUGCCAAACCUCUCAGGAUUCUUGAUGAAGCCCUUCUACCAAAACAGGAGUCUGAGAGAAAAGUAGCUGCGAAACAAGAGAGAGGAGCUUUAGUCGAGGAGAUAAAUAGGGUGAGUGCUGAAAACAAGAAGCUGAAAGAAAUGUUGACUGUCAUGUCUGAGAAUUACACCCAGCUGAGAAACCAGCUGAUGGAGCACACAGCCAAGAAUCUUGGGGUGGAUGAUGAGAAGACAGCAUCCAGGAAGAGGAAAGCUGAGUGCAGCAACGGUACUAAUACCGACAGAACGAAUAACAUUAAUGGCGGCCGUUCCGAGAGCAGCUCUAGUGAUGAAGAUUUAUUCAAGAAACCUAAGGAAGAACAGAUCAAGGCCAAGAUUUCGCGGGUUCAUGUCCGGACUGAAGCAUCUGAUAGAACCCUUAUAGUGAAGGAUGGAUAUCAAUGGAGGAAAUAUGGGCAGAAGGUGACAAGGGACAACCCUUCUCCAAGAGCUUACUUCAAGUGUUCUUUUGCUCCAACUUGUCCGGUCAAAAAGAAGGUACAAAGAAGCAUAGAAGAUCAAUCAAUUGUAGUCGCAACCUAUGAGGGGGAGCACAACCAUCCUCACCCCUCAAAACUCGAGGCAAAUUCCAGCUCGAACCGGAGAUCACUGACACUUGGCAACAUGCCAUGCUCGACACCUGUCAGCUCAUGCGGGCCGACAAUCACUCUUGAUCUCACUAAACGAAAGCCAAGUCCUGAAGGAAUGAGAUGUUCGAAUGAUAAAGUUGAGGCCUCACAACUGCAACAGUAUCUUGUGGAACAGAUGGCGUCUAACUUAACCAACGAUCCCAGUUUCAAAGCAGCCUUGGCAGCUGCUGUUUCGGGGAAGUUUCUUCAGCAGAAAUAAUCAGACAGAGAGAGAGGUCAAAUGGAGGCCGAUGUACAUUUGUGUUGCUUAGGGUGUGUUUGGAAGGUCGAAGUGAAGCAGUUGGUGCAUGUU
This is a messenger RNA of Sesamum indicum (sesame), 1188 nucleotides long. Its product is annotated as putative WRKY transcription factor 40. The record is from RefSeq and is a predicted model, not a curated record. Lineage: Eukaryota; Viridiplantae; Streptophyta; Magnoliopsida; Lamiales; Pedaliaceae. Gene Ontology annotation, molecular function: DNA-binding transcription factor activity; sequence-specific DNA binding. Gene Ontology annotation, biological process: regulation of DNA-templated transcription.